Messenger RNA from Peronospora matthiolae, 345 nucleotides. NCBI's taxonomy places the organism in Eukaryota, Oomycota, Peronosporomycetes, Peronosporales, Peronosporaceae. The record is from the annotation of a GenBank genome assembly.
AUGGACGAGGGCCAAGCUGACGGGAUGAUGCCAUGGAAGAUGAUUCUGCCAUCGGAACCGAUUUCUGGUGACUGCUUCGAGCUGUACCUCGUGUCCUUGCUUUGUUUCGUAGGGCACAAGACUGACGACGCUGUCGAGAUUGCUCAGUCCCUCCUGUUUCGAACGAAAUACAUUCCGAAUGUUUCGCCACGUGAGAUGGGCGACAUCGGCCCGUGCCUAGUCUCUCCUCCGCUUGCGUUUGGACACAGUCCGGGUGUUCUGAUGAUGGGCAAAGACAAGUCUGCUGCUGACCUGACAGCCGCAGUCUUUGCUCAGCAUGAGUCGCAACGCGUUGAUACCGUCUAG